This is a messenger RNA of Agelaius phoeniceus (red-winged blackbird), 2513 nucleotides long. RefSeq names its product interleukin 12 receptor subunit beta 2 (gene IL12RB2). NCBI's taxonomy places the organism in Eukaryota, Metazoa, Chordata, Aves, Passeriformes, Icteridae. Gene Ontology annotation, molecular function: protein binding. The record is from RefSeq and is a predicted model, not a curated record.
AUGCCAUUUGCACGGAUCAUGCCCUCAGCACUGUGGUUGGUGCUGCACCUCACAGCAGGAGCCUGCAGGAGGGGGGCAGUGAGCGCCGGCAGAGCCGCCCGUGGCACCACAGAGGUCUGUGCCAGGGGCACCGUGACUGCCAGCCCCUGCUGUGCCAUCCCCGGGGGCACCAACGUCACCCUGUCCUGCCAGCUGGCAGCCCCACGGGGCUGGGCUGCCAUUUUCCUCAACAGCUCCGAGCAAACCCGAGCCUGGGGGGGCUCAGUGAGCAAAACCUUCCUGGUCACUGCCCAGGGCAGGCACUACUUCACCUGCAAGUGCUUCUGUGGGGGCAGGACAACGCUCAUCUGUGGCAUCGACAUCCACUGUGGGAACCCUCCAGACGAGCCCAGGAACGUGUCCUGUAUCCAGAAGGGGACACAGGGACGUCCCACCUGCACCUGGCACAAGGGCAGGCUCACCUACCUCCCCACUGCCUAUGGCAUAGAGCUCUCCAACGGCACCGGUGCCUUUUCCUUUCCAGAAGAAGCUCCCGGUCAGGAGUUUGGCUCUGGGGCUCUGAGCAAGCUGGAUUUUGACUCCAAUUACACCGUGGUGGUUUCUGCCUCCAAUCCAUUGGGAAACGCCUCCUCCCAGCCGCUCACCUUCGCGCUGGUGGACAUAGUGAAGCCACACCCUCCCGACUUUUGGGUGGAAUUUGAUGAUUCCUCGGCCACCAGCUGCACCAUCGUGUGGCACCGCGAGGCACAGGCGCAGCACUGCAGGCUGAGGUACCGUCCCCUCGGCAGGCACGGCUGGAGCACGGUCGAGAGCUUCGGCAGGGAGAAAUUUCAUCUGCAGGGGCUGGAGCCCGACACAGCCCACGAGUUCCAGGUGAGCUGCAGGCUGCUCCCAGGCCGGGGGCUGUGGAGUGACUGGAGCAGCAGCCAGGGCAGCACCCCAGCAGCAGUGCCAACAGGGACUCUGGAUGUCUGGUACCGGCAGCAGGAGCUGGACUCAGGGCUCCAGAACCUCUCCCUUUUCUGGAAGGCUCUGAGCAGGUGGGAGGCAGGAGGGAGAAUCCUGAGCUACAGCGUGACCUUGGAAGCCCUGGAGCAGGGGCAGCUGCCGGCGCAGUCCCACCGCACCACCCAGACCAGCUUCUCCAGGGUCACCGCCCGGGCGGGGCACAGGGUGACGGUGACCGCGCACGGCCCGCGGGGCAGCUCCGCCCCUGCCACCAUCCUGACACACCUGGACAGCCCAGAUCUGCCCCCUCCCCAGCGGGUCUGUGCCGUGGGCCUGGGGAACAGCAGCAUCCUGGUGAGCUGGAGCCCCCCUGCUGGAGCCGCCCUGCCCCUCGGGGGGUACCUGGUGGAGUGGGCAGAGCCCUGGAGGGAGCCACGCCUGCAGCCCCAGCACAGCUGGGUCAGGCUGCCCCCGUCCCACCUGUCCACUGUGAUAGCAGAGCACAUCAGAGAUAACGUCUGCUAUCAGAUCCACGUGUCUGCACUUUAUCAGGACAGAGCUGGGCAGGCAGCAUCAGUCAGGGGAAACUCCACAGCUCAAGCGCCAUCAGCUGGGCCCCAGAUGUUCACCAGCCCCUGGGCCGGCGGCGUCCUGGUUUCCUGGGAGGAGAUCCCAGCCUCGCAGCAGAGGGGCUGCAUCACUGGGUACCACAUCUACCUGCGCAGGAAGGACGGGCAGGGCCAGCCCGAGGUCCAUGCCGUUCCCGCCGGGGCUCCUCGCUCCCUGCACCUCCCUCGCCUGGAGCCGGGCGAGCACCACGAGCUCUGGGUGACAGCGGCGACCGCGGCCGGGGAGGGGCCCCGGGGCAACAGCGACAGCGUCUGCCUGGACAGUGCUGGGGACUGGCUGACUCUGGUGCUCAUCUGCAGCUUCUUCAUCCUCUCAGCCUGCCUUUGUUCCGUGCCUCCAGCAAGGAGAGUGUUCCAGUGGCUCCUGUCCCUCCUCCUGCCGCAGUGGCAGAACAAAGCCAUUCCCGACCCUGCCAACGCCACCUGGGCCAAGAGUUUAGCGGCUGCCAAGGCGGAGCUGAGCGCUCCCUCCAGCCCCUUCCUGCCCGGCGGCGCCUUCGAGGAGCCCGAACCGAGCCCGGUGGAGGAGAGCCCGGCCCGGCCCGAGCCCCCCAAGGCCGGGGACACGGGGGAGGUGGGCAGCGCUGGCAGCAGCGGGCACGGCCAGAGCUCGGCGGAGCAGCAGCAGCUGCCGGAGCUCUACCAGCGGCUGCUGCUGGAGGCGAUGGAGCCCCCGGAGCCCGUGGCCGAGUACAUCUCCAACCCCGGCAGCCCGGGCCCGGAGCCGGCCCCCGAGCCCGAGCCCAGCCCCAUCCCCGCCUUCCCGAGCGCGUUCCUGCCUCCCGCCCUCUGCCGCCCAGGGAAGCUGACUUUGGAUCGAGUGAAACUCAGCGGCAGCUCCUGAGCGAGGGAGGCAGGGGGCGAUGUGAGCCCGGCAAGAAUUCUGGCACUUUACUGAGUAUUUCGAUGAGAGCCGGCAGGGAUUUUGGCACUUUA